AUGCGCAACACCCGCGCAUCGCCCGGGCCCUCAAUGAUCACUUACGUGCUAAUAACGCACGGAUACUUCUUCGGCACUCACCAAUUUCCCGUGAGAAUCCGCAAAAAGUCUGUGACAAAUAUGCUGCACUUAAGGCAGCUGGGAAUUCGAUUGGCUAGUACAUCCGCAGCUUCAAGGGCAACUGGAUCAGGAAAGUUAUUAGAUACAAUUAUAAGAGUAGAUCAUGCUGGAGAGUUAGGAGCCGACAGAAUAUACGCUGGACAAAUGGCUGUUUUAGGUAGGACAGCUGUUGGUCCGACUAUUCAGCACAUGUGGGAUCAAGAGAAAAAGCAUCGUGCCAAAUUCGAAGAAUUAAUUCGGAAAUAUCGUGUACGACCAACUGUUUUAACACCCCUUUGGAAUGUUGCUGGCUUUGUUCUUGGGGCUGGUACGGCGCUUAUGGGAGAAAAAGCAGCUAUGGCUUGUACCGUAGCAGUGGAAACGGUGAUCACAGAACAUUACAAUGAUCAAUUACGCGCUUUAAUGGAAAGUAAUGAAAAAAUAGACGAAGAAAUAUUAGAAACCAUUAAAAAAUUUAGAGAUGAAGAGCAAGAACAUCACGACACAGGUAUAGAUCAUGGUGCAGAACAAGCACCAUUCUAUCAAGCCUUAACAAAUGUUAUUAAAUUUGGUUGUAAAACAGCUAUAUCGGUAUCUAAAGUAAUAUAAAUAUGUAUACAAUACUUAAAUAAAGUAAAAUAGUUUGUUUUCUA
This is a messenger RNA of Osmia bicornis bicornis, 752 nucleotides long. RefSeq names its product 5-demethoxyubiquinone hydroxylase, mitochondrial (gene Coq7). Gene Ontology annotation, cellular component: nucleus; mitochondrial inner membrane. NCBI's taxonomy places the organism in Eukaryota, Metazoa, Arthropoda, Insecta, Hymenoptera, Megachilidae. Gene Ontology annotation, molecular function: 3-demethoxyubiquinol 3-hydroxylase activity. The transcript is spliced from 3 exons. Gene Ontology annotation, biological process: determination of adult lifespan; regulation of gene expression; regulation of reactive oxygen species metabolic process. Bases 1 to 708 code for a protein of 235 amino acids. The record is from RefSeq and is a predicted model, not a curated record.